This is a messenger RNA of Austrofundulus limnaeus, 2131 nucleotides long. It is a transcript of the gene tmem275a, whose product is annotated as transmembrane protein 275a. Lineage: Eukaryota; Metazoa; Chordata; Actinopteri; Cyprinodontiformes; Rivulidae. The record is from RefSeq and is a predicted model, not a curated record. The coding region runs from base 1271 to 1885 and encodes 204 amino acids. The transcript has 2 exons.
AGCAUAAUAAAUAAUCAAAGAACUACAGUUUUGUAAGUAUAAACUUGAAAUAUUGCAACAGACAGUAUUAAUCAAGAACAAGGCCAACACAGACAUAAAAGGUGAUGGGCAUGAGUUUUGAGACAUGUUGUGAAUGACUCUCAGCUACCACAGCCAGCACAACAUCUGUAAAACUGACUGAGUUAUAAUGUCAGCUGUAGUGGUCAUUUUUAAUCUGGUUAAUUCCAAACAUCAAUCAGUUGCAGAUGCACACCCACUGAUCUCUUUCUGAAAGUUUCACUGAAAUCCUUUCAGGUGUUCGAGAGCUGUCUAAAAAAAACAGGGUUGACUCCAAAAAGUUAAUACUGAAGUUUUUAGGCAAAGGUCUCAUGAAACGAUGAACACUCGGAUUACUUGUUAGGGAUGACUCUCAGCUACUACCGUACCAACUUUUAGCUGAAUAACUAUAAAACUGACGGAGUCGCAGACAGUUUUGCUAUUUUAAGGCAACUUAGAUGUGGCGGCCAUCUUGAAUCAAGUCAACUCCAAAAUGUAAACAGUUUUAAAAGUGCAUCCAAUGACCCUUUCCUGUAAGUUUCAUUACAAUUCGUUUAGUGGUUCGUGAGAUAUUUUGCUAACAGACAGARGCACACGGGAGACGUGGGCAAAAAAACAUUAUCGCCCUCUCAAAUACAUGCUGCUUUGAGUGAGAGAAACAGACUUAAUUUUUGUGACCCCGCCCCCUAGACACAAACACGCGCGCACACACGGAGCAGCGCCCUGGUGAUGGAUGGAUGGACGGAUGCGUGACGAGGAGACAACAGGAGCGUCGCAUCCGGCCGUCUGGAGCGAAGGGGACCGACUCAUCUCAUCAUCAGACCCGCGCGCUUGGAAGACAAACCCCGGACUGUUUGUUUUCAUUUCCGCUUCAGGAGGAGGAGGAAGCUGUCAGGUGCGCCUCGCGCUCCACGUCAGGAGCUGCGUCUGCGCGUCAAAAAAAAAAAAAAAAAAUGUCGCCUCACCUGAGUGAUCUUGUCUCCUGCUGGAUUUCAUACCCCCCCACCACAGCUCGUCCUCGUGUUUCCUGAUUGAUCUUCAUGUCUUUGCCCCUCGCGACUGAAAGAACCCAGCAAAAUAAGAGGAUCGUUUGUUGUUGAUGCAGCCUUUCAUCCUGUGAUCACACGCGACUAUCAGAGGAUCCCCCCGUGAACAUCUACCGAGUGGACGAUGGAAAAUCCCUCACUAUGAUGGCAUAAAGGAUUGAGGAUUGGAGCCGUCUGGAGGAGACAACAUGGUUAUCACUGACCGAAGCAGCAGCACCCCUGUGCCUAAAAAGGACCCCCAGAAGGUGAAAAAAAGGAAGUCCCGCCCCCAUGGGCUCCCCUCCCCAGCUCUCUGCUGCGCCUGUGGUUUGUGCAUCAUGCUGGCAGGACUCAACAUCACCCUGGUGGGCGCGUUCGCCUUCAGCACGCUGGUGCCUUCCGCCAACCCCCCCAUCAUCAUCGGACCCGUCCUGCUGCUGGUGGCCUUCUCCUUCUUCGGGGCCUGCUGCGUGUGCAGUCGCCUGCCCCCUCCCCGCAGCUCGCGGGGGUCGAAGGCGGGCGGCCGGGGCGCGGGGCUGAUGGGGCACGGCGGGCUGGCCGGCGGCGCGGCGUUCGAGAUAGAGACCAGCGAGCACACGCUGCAGGACACCACGGCCGUGCAGCUGAGCCCCACGUCCUCGCGCGGGUCGUCCAGGGCCCCCAGCCCUGACGUGGAGUCCCCCGARGAGGCCCGGCCAGGACCGUGCAAGCUUUUCACCAUGGAAGCCAACGGUCCKGUGUCAGCCACCGCGGCGUACUCGGCCUCUGCCGCAGCAGACGGCGAGGUGAGGCUCAACCUGCCACGAGAGGAAGUGGCCGCCUAGUUGGGCCGAAACGUUUCCAAAGCCCGAGUUCUAGCAGUGUAAAUAUGCUUCUGAGUCCAGGGGGGCUUGCUGGAACUGAUUCUUCUUAGUGCCAUAUAUGGUUGUCAGGAGUUAUCAUUUAUAACACGUUUACUGUGCAAAAAAAUAGUUCAAAGCAUGCAAAAGUUAAAGAAACAUUAAAGGGAUCCCUGAUUAGUUGUAACAUUAGACUUUAUUUGAUAAACAUUUAUUUAAACUGUAAAAUAA